AUGGCUUUGGAUCUUUCCAAGUCAGAUGUGAUAUGCGAAGAGAUCGUGCAUGGAGGUUGGACAGUGUUCCAAAGAAGACAAGACGCAAGUGUAGAUUUCUAUCGUGGGUGGCAAGAUUACAAAAAUGGUUUUGGUAAUCUUAACGGUAAUUUUUGGCUCGGAUUGGAUCGAAUACAUCGUUUGGCAAAAUCGGGACAAAACGUUCUAAGAGUGGAAUUGACUGAUUUUAAUGACCACGUCGCGUACGCAAAGUAUGGAUCGUUUUCUGUGGCGUCUGAGCGUGACGAUUAUAGACUGGACCUGGGUAGUUUUUUAGGUAAAUUUAGUUAACGAAGCAGAUACAAAACUGAUCAUUCAAAAACUGAAAAACAGAAUUAAAAUUCAUGAAUUUAGAAUUCAUGAAUUCAAGAUUUACUUUCAAUAAGUUUUCAUCAAAUUCCUAAUGGUGGAAGAAUGCGAUUCGCAUCAGCCAUUUUCUCUUAUAAUGAUACAAAAAAAAUGUGUUAUGAUACAUUUAUUAUUUUCUUUUGCCAAGGUAAUGCUGGUGAUUCGUUGGCACAUCACAACGGAAUGAAGUUCUCCACCUACGACAGAGAUAAUGAUCAAUCGAAGGACAUCAACUGUGCCGACCACUCCCACGGUGCAUGGUGGUACAGGGGGUGUUUCGUCUCCAACCUCAAUGCUCUUUACGUGACGCCAGAACAAAAUUCAGACAGAGGAAUUACUUGGUACAAUUGGAAACAAUACAGUCCCCUGAAAAAAUCCGAGAUGAAAAUACGCCCUACUCAAUUUUAG
Molecule: messenger RNA, 795 nt
Organism: Paramuricea clavata
Lineage: Eukaryota; Metazoa; Cnidaria; Anthozoa; Malacalcyonacea; Plexauridae
Source: the annotation of a GenBank genome assembly